AUGAAGUUUAUCAACCUCAAUCCCAAACGUUUCUUCCCCUCCAAGAAACGAUCCGAGCCAUCUUCGUCGUUCGGAUCCGCUUCCACUUCUUCCUCUUCUACUGUCUCCGGCGAAACCAAAAAUAUACCCGACGGUGCAUCUCCGUACUCGCACAUCGAGCUUCUCAAAGCAUUCAAGCUAGUUUACAGAGACAACGACGGAGCAGUCUCGAGACAUGAUCCGGAGGCGUUAUUGAUUCAACUCGGUCCUCAUCCGCCGAAUGUAGAUGAUAUCAGUGUCAUGCUCCGGGAAGUUGAUCGUGACAGCCUGGAGACGCCGGCUAGCCGCGUCGUUUCCUCCGAUUCGUCUACUUCGACGGCGCUGAGGGAGACGACGUUCAAGUUCUUCGAUAUGAUCAUGGCUUUCACCUUACGGAGCAAGUGCAUCAAUUGA
Microthlaspi erraticum is the source of this 432-nucleotide messenger RNA. Lineage: Eukaryota; Viridiplantae; Streptophyta; Magnoliopsida; Brassicales; Brassicaceae. The record is from the annotation of a GenBank genome assembly.